AAAACCAUUAAAUUAAUGUAUUAUGUGGCGAUUAAGGUUAAAUAAAAUAUUACAAUAAAGAAAUACUAUCCGAUCCGAUUAUCAAAUCCGUACGUACGGAUUUGUAUGCAAUUUUUUACAGAAAUAACGAAUUCAAAUGAAAGCUUUGUAUAGUUAUUUCAUUAGCAUUUCAUAUAUAAUAACAAUAAUGUGAAGAUGUAUAAGACAACUUUUCAGCCGUAUUCGCAAGUAUAAAUAAACUGCAGCUGUAUUAAUGUUGUGCAAGCCCUCUACCCUCUAGUCCCUUCUAUAAUUAUUGUAUUUUCCUGCCUUAACUUUUUCUUCUUAUUAUGAAAUGUCUUGUCUAUGACAACAGAUGGCGAGGGAGUAUGUGACCAGAACAAAUUAUUAAUAUUCAAUAUUCUCUAUUCCAAUAGGAUAUUUACUUAUUUAGUAAUAAGCAAAAACCCCAACCAACACUAUUAAUUAUUAUAAUUAGAAUGAAAAAAUUCAACUGAUCUCGCAUGGUGGCAUGGAUCUCGCAUGGCUAUUUGACAAGAUAACCAUUUCGGAAUAUUUAUUACCUAUUUUAUCAAUGGAACCAGAAAGCAACAAGAUCAUUGUCAAUGAUCUUGUUGCUUUGAACUAUGAUUGUACUGAGUGGCCAACGAAGCACUUAAAGGCGUGACUAAUUGCCAAAAAUUUUAAUAUUGUGCGCGUAUUUAUUCACUAAUUCAAAUAGUGUAUAAUAUCGAAUAUAUGGUAAAAUCGUUGUGUACUGUACUUACUUUACACAAAUAGCCAUGUGUUAGAACCCCUAUAUUAACAGUAUUCACAAAUAAAACAAUAGUCUAAACUAGAAUAGAUAAAUUUGUUGGGUAAUAGUCAUAAAAAUAAAUUAUAUCUGUUAAUAUUUUUGUUUAAAACCAUUGUUAACUGUAGAGAUUAUGUAACAUGGCAAUAGGAUAAUUAAAAAAUAUUGAAGAUAUGGCAAUACUUAACACAUUUUUUGAUAAUGGCGACACUGUAUUUUUUCCAUCAAAAAUUGUGGACGACCUAAAGAGGAAAUGAAAAGUCUUACUAUUAUGAAUACCCAUUCAACUAGAAUUACAAAUAAUUUAUAGAAAAGUAUUAAAAAACUAGCAGAAGUAUACUGUUCAUUCUCUGAAGAUGGCCUCUGAUAUUAUGAAUGAAAAAAUCAGUAUUCAGAAUAUCCUGUUUACAAAGGCUUUGCCUAAUUAUAAAAUACCUAUACCCACUGAUGGAUACAAAGUUCACUCUUGUACUGAUUGUGGAGACAGAUUUUUGUUUGAGUCUAGCCUAGAAGUACAUAUAAACAGAAAAUCUUUCAUGAUCAAAUACUUAUGCAGGUACUGUGGGUGUCUAAAUGAAUUCUUUAAUAGGUGCCAGUUUUUAUCACAUAUACGCUCUCAUGUGACUAAAACUGCUACUAUAAACUUAAGUGAUAUAAAGGUGGAACCAUUACCAUUAAUAACAUCAGUUGUACAAAGUUCUCAAAACAACCAAGAAAAUGAUACCUUAAUAACUAAGCACUUUAAAUAUGCAUGUUUUGAAUGUAAGGAUGAUAUAACUGUUACUGGAAUUCUUGAAAAAGACAGAGCUUUACAUUACAUGAAAACAAUAAGAAUGGUGACAUGUCCUGUGUGUUUAUUCACAUUACCAUCAUCAUGUGCACUUAUUGCCCAUCUCCGUAUACAUUUAAAAACACCUCCAUUCAUUUGUUCAGAAUGUGGUGCAUACCUUAGCCUUAGAACCUGUAUGUACCCAUAUAAUCAUGAUUGUGAUGGUUUUAAAAUGAUGAGAGUAACAUCAAGAAUAAAAUGCAUAAGUAGUACUUGUCCAGCAAUUCAUCCAAAUAAUUUUCGUAUGCAUUUGAAAUCUUGCCAUUUAAAAAAAAUAUAUAAAUGUCCUAAUUGUUAUCUAGCUGGUUACAGUGAAAAUGCUGUUCUUAAACAUGUAAUGAAGUGUUGUAAUAAAACUAAGUAUUCAACAUAUUUUGAAUGUCAGGGCUGUCCUGGAAAUUUUCUAAGUUCAAGUCAAAUUCAUAAGCAUCUUGAUAUGCACUUCCAGGUGACUCAAAAAAAUCGUGAGAGUCAAAUAUUCCCCUGCUGGAGUUGUGGUUUAACUUUGUCUAAUGUGUAUGAUUUUCUCAAUCACCAUAUAUCUAAACAUUGGUCCUAUACUAACAAUAAAAUAUUAGUAAAUGUUAUAAAGACUGUUAAAUAUGAAAAUUGUGAUUCUUGUCAUAAGACAUUAUGGUACUGGCAACAGAGCCAUGAAAGAUUCAAGAAAUGUUUUUAUUGCAUUCUUAAUGGCAAUUCAGAAACUAUAUUUGUGGAAACAUUCAGUAAUCAGCUUAACAAAAAUCAUAAUAUAAAGUGCCAUGUAUGCAAAAUUGAAGUAAACGAAAAUUGGGAAGAUAUUAAAAAGCAUUAUAACCAAUUUCACAAAAGUAUCAAAUAUUUAGACUUAAAAUUGGUUGUAAGUAAAUUAAACUCGAAGAGUUUUCAGAAAUAUGCAAACAAGUCACAUAAUGCAUCAACAAAAAAAAUUACCAAACAUUUUAAACAGAAAAAAAGACCAAGUACAAUUAAACCACUCUAUGAUAAAAUCAACAUUAAUAAUUCUACAAAAGAAAUACUUAAAAAAUCCCACAAUUGUUCGAAGUGCAACUAUAAUACUGAAGAUAUAAUAUCUUUUGAAUCCCAUAUAAAAACUCACAGGGAUCCUGAUAUGGCUUACCAAUGUAUGGAAUGUGGUAAUUGUUUAGCAGUAAAACCAUCAUUUUCUAAACAUUUACUAUUGGAACACAAUAUAUCUGAUGUAGAAUAUUAUAUAAAAAAUAAAGAUUGCUUCAAUAAAACAGCUUUUGAGAAAACAAUGAAAGUCCAACCAGAGGAAAAUUUGCCACUUGAAAAAAAUCAGUGCAAUGUGUGUAGAGAUAAAUUUAUAGAUUCCAACAGUUUGGAAAAACAUUAUAGAGUUCAUGGUAUGGCUUUCUUAAUUAAAAACACACAAAAAUCUAAGAGCCCACAAAAAGAAACGGAUAAUUAAUAUUGUUAGACAAGAAACUUUUUAUUACCUACUUCAGGUUCAUGCCCCUCACAUUACUUCACUAUAUUCAUAUAAUAUUGAAUUUAUAAAUAGCAAUGUUUUGAAUGUUAUAGCAGGACAAUUUUGUUUUUAAUAACUGUUGCUGCUCCUCCUUUCUUCUAUAUAUAUCUGUAAUUAUAUAAUUUCUGUAACUCAUUUAUUGUAUGGUGGUGUAAGGUUUUUGGAUUUGCAACAGAAUAUUUAAAAUGUUAUAUACAACCUGUGCUGCACAGUAUUUAGGUGGGAUGCUAUGUAGCUUUCCAUUGUUAAAUGGAUUAAUUACCCACUGUAAGCGAUUUUCAGUAGUACCUUCCUAAACCAAACUAACAUCCUUAGUUUCAUUUUAUAAGUUUAGUUAAAACUGAAUAAUGUGGAUGAUUGUAAAUAAAAUUUAUGUUAACCCUUCUGAACCAUUCCAAAUCAACUUUUUCUGAAAUAUUUUACUGUGAAAAAUAAAUACUUAUACACAAAUA
Pieris napi is the source of this 3566-nucleotide messenger RNA. Its product is annotated as zinc finger protein 532-like. The coding region runs from base 1150 to 3054 and encodes 634 amino acids. Lineage: Eukaryota; Metazoa; Arthropoda; Insecta; Lepidoptera; Pieridae. Gene Ontology annotation, biological process: regulation of transcription by RNA polymerase II. Gene Ontology annotation, molecular function: RNA polymerase II transcription regulatory region sequence-specific DNA binding; DNA-binding transcription factor activity, RNA polymerase II-specific. Gene Ontology annotation, cellular component: nucleus. The record is from RefSeq and is a predicted model, not a curated record. The transcript has 3 exons.